CAGCUGCGGCGUGGGUUGAGUUUUCUCGUUAAGCAGUGUUUUAGAUUUUUGACUGUGAAUGUCUUCGCGUGGCUAAGAGUCGCACCAACUCUGGCUUUUGAAGUGGGUACUAAACUUUCUAGGGUUUUGGUAUAUGUAUUUGAUUGAGGCUACAUCUGAAAACAAAAUAGGACAGACAAAGAAUCUCUUAUGAUUUCCAGAAAACGGUUGUUACGGCUAUGUUGUUGGUCUCUUUAGUAUAGCUUUUGUGUUGUGAUUUUGUAGUGGAAGGCGAAGGAUUAGGAUUUUUAUUUCAAACCUUGGCUUCAGCACAGCUCUAAAGCAUGGUGGUAUGCAUUUGGAUUAAGAAGACUUCAUAUCAUAGCCAAGAUAGCCAUCAAUGGAACACUUUGAGGCUUUAUUGGCUAUAAAAAGCUAUAUGCUUACGACCUUCAGGUGGGAGACGCCUGAAAUUUCAACCAUGUGAGGAAUUUCAGUCACUAUGGCUAAGACUGAUUAGGCCACUUGUCGAGGUUUUUUGCUUUUUCCAAGAAGUGAAUUUCAAGAUGUUUUAUGCGAGAUCCAAGUAUUUAACCGAGUGAAUGUGAGAAUGAUUAGUGAUUUGUGAGUUCUAUGGCCACUUGGCAAUGUUACUACACAACUCUUUUGGAGUCGGUUUGUACUGCGUCAGCUACAGCUGUUACAGGUAGCAUCAAAGGUCACACAGCAUAUAUGACUGGGCUCUUCUUUGCUAAUAUUACACCUAGCACAAUGGGCGCAUCUUCUCUGGAAACCCAUGUUUGACUAGAUUGUAGUUAUGAUGGGCAAUUGGUGCACCAAGGAUCACUACAAGAGCCUUAUGGAUGGCAGGCCCAGAUCCUGCAAAGCGUGGGAAUAUGAAAACAGAGAUCUUUUCAAAAGUACACUCGGUGGUUUGGUUCAUGUGAAUCUUCGUCUCAGUUUCAGCUUAGAGUUUAUAUCAUUCAUGUUGCACAACUUGAGAAGGGAUGCACCUUCUCCCAUGGAAACCGAUGCCACUAUCGUUUCGGAAGUAGAUACUGCUAGUAUUCCUCAAACAGAUACCACCCAUGCCCAGGAAACAGAGGCUGCUAUUCUCCCAGAAACGGAUGCGGCUAGUAUCCCUCAAACAGAGCAUGCUAUUAUCCCUGAAGCAGAGCAUGGUAUUAUCCCUGACACAGAGCACGAUAUUAUCCCUGAAGCAGAGCAUGCUAUUAUCCCUGACACAGAGCAUGAUGUUAUCCCUGAAACAGCGCAUGCUGUCAUCGCUGAAACAGAGCAUGCUACAAUCCCUGAAACAGAUCAUACUACUAUUCCUGAAACAGAUGAUGCUGUUAUCCCGGAAACAGAUAUGGAUUUUGUCCCUGAUUCAGAUAUGGCUAUUGUCCCUGCUACUCCCGCUACCCCUCUUGAUGAUGAGCAACCUGGUUCAGAGACACAGCCUAAUAAGCGCAGAAGAAAGAAAUCUAUUGUUUGGGAACACUUCACUGUAGAGACUGUGGGUCCUGGACAUACGAGGGCUUGCUGUAAGCAGUGCAAGAAGUCGUUUGCCUAUAUAACUGGCUCCAAGCUGGCAGGUACGAGCCACCUAAAACGGCAUAUUGCCCUGGGCAUCUGUCCCGUUAGCCGUCAGAGGAAUCAACUUCUUCCAUAUACAUCGGGUUCCAAGUCUGCUGGUGCUUAUGGAAGUGCAACUGAUCCACCAAAACGUCGGUACAGGACAACUCCUGCAAUAGCAAAUGUACCUCUCGACCAAGAGCGAUGCAGUCUUGAGAUUGCCAAGAUGAUUAUCAUGCAUGAGUAUCCUCUACACAUUGUUGAACAUCCAGGUUUCAUCGACUUUGUUCGGACUCUCAAUCCCAAUUACAAUAUGGUGAGCUUCAAUACUGUUCAAGGUGAUUGUGUAGCUAUAUACCUGAGGGAAAAGCAAAGACUUUUGAACCUCAUCAGUACAAUACCAGGAAGAGUCAAUCUGACACUGGAUCUUCGGACUUCAAACCAGAACCUAGGUUAUGUUUUCUUGACUGGACACUUCAUAGAUAGUGACUGGAAGGUGCAUCGCCACAUUCUUAAUGUUGUAAUGGUGCCUUAUCCCGAUUCAGAUCAUGCUUUUAAUCAGGCUGUUGUGGCUUGCCUAUCUGAUUGGAAUUUGGAAGGUAGGCUGUUCACCCUCACUGUUGAUCAGUCCGUCUCCAGCGAAGCUGUUAUUGCGAAUCUGAAAGGUUUGACCUCAGUAAAGAAUCCACUUUUGCUCAAUGGCCAGAUACUCAUUGGGAGUUGCUACGCACAUCUGUUAAGUGAUCUUGCUCGAGAUGCUUUUGGGUCAAUGGCAGGUACCAUUAAGAAAAUCCGUGAUAGUGUGAAGUAUGUGAAGACUUCAGAAGCUCACGAAGAGAAGUUUGAUGAGCUUAAGCAACAACUUCAAGUACCUAGUACGAAGGACCUGCUGAUUGAUGACCAAACAAGGUGGGAUACAACUUAUCAUAUGCUAGUAGCUGCGUGUGAGCUCAAGGAAGUAUUUGCCUGCUUCGAUGCAUCCGAUCCUGAUUAUAAGUUAACCCCUUCAAUGGAUGAUUGGAAGCAAAUAGAGACUCUCUGCUCUUAUGUGAAGAUUUUGUUUGAUGCCGCAAAUCUAUUGACUGGCCCGACAUACCCAACUGCCAGUACCUUCUUCCAUGAAGUGUCUAAACUUCAGCUGGAUCUCACACAUGCUGCAACGAGCCAGGACCCAUUUGUAAGCAACCUAAUCAAGCCUUUACAAGAAAAAUUCGACAAAUAUUGGAGGGGAUGCUGCCUUAUUUUAUCGGUUGCAGUAAUCAUGGAUCCAAGAUUCAAGAUGAAACUUGUAGAAUUUAGUUUCUCUAGAAUUUUUGGUGAGGAUGCUGAAACGUGGAUUAGAAUUGUUGAUGAUGGUAUUCACGACCUCUUUCUUGAUUAUUUUGCACCUGUACUUCCUCUUCCGGAAGCUCCAAUGGAGAAUGGCACUGAGAGCAUCAUAAAAACAGAGCUGCCAGAUGAAGGAAUGCCUCAGGAAGGAGUGUCUCAUGAAGAGCUGCCACAUGAUGGUACUGUCAUCUCCUUCGGGGACGGGCUCUCGGAUUUUGAUGUCUACAUUUCAGAGAUCUCUGGUGGCCAGCAGACAAAGUCCGAGUUAGAUCAAUAUUUGGAGGAGUCUCUUUUGCCGAGGGUACAAGACUUCAAUUUAUUGGGUUGGUGGAAAUUAAAUAACCUGAAGUACCCUAUUCUUUCCAAGAUGGCUGCUGAUGUUUUGUCCAUACCAAUCUCGAUAGUUGAUCCUGAUUCUAUCUUUGAUACCCAAAGCAGGAAGAUUGACAGUUACCGCAGUUCUUUGCGUCCGGUUACGCUUGAAGCUCUCGUUUGCGCCAAGAACUGGCUCCAGUCUGGAUCAUCCGAGACUUCUAGUGCAUAUAUGAAAGCUGAAGUCUAGGUUUAGAAUUUCAAAUAUUCUUGCCUGACUUUUUUAGUUUAGUUUAUCUUUGUGUGGAUGCUGAUUGGUGGAUUCUUGACUUUCGCUCGUAUUUUAGAUGGGUCCCCUUGCCAAUCAAAUUAAUCAUAGUAUUUUAGCAUUGUGCUUGCAAUU
Molecule: messenger RNA, 3598 nt
Organism: Rhodamnia argentea
Lineage: Eukaryota; Viridiplantae; Streptophyta; Magnoliopsida; Myrtales; Myrtaceae
Product: zinc finger BED domain-containing protein DAYSLEEPER-like
Exons: 2
Coding region: 797-3445 (882 amino acids)
Molecular function (GO): DNA binding; protein dimerization activity
Source: RefSeq, a predicted model, not a curated record